CAUCACCUAUCACCUUCCAGGUAGUUAGGUGGCUCCUGCUACCGCCCACCCGCCAGCCAGCCAUGCCACCAUCGUCGCGAAUUACCUUGUGCUCGACUGUCGACUCGUCAUAGGGGGGGAGGCUUCCUUAGUCGAGGAUUCGUUCACAAUUACUAUGCAUACCUACUUCCCGGGUGGUGGAUGUCGAUGUAUGUACAAUACCUACCAUACUAUACUUCUGCACCUACCUAUUCGUCGACGACGCUGAAUCAUAAUCUUCCGGAAAGAAAGUAAAGGCAAACAAACAAACAAACGACAACCGAGAAUGUUGAGUGCGAUCGCGGAGACUCUAACGGGCGUGGGCGUGGGAAUAGGUGCGGCGGACAGAGCUGCUGAGGGUGGAACUCAUACGACUACGGAUACGGCUACGACUGCGGCAAACGAUGGCCCUGAAGAUAGGUCGGCGACCCCAAGACCGCUGCGUAGAGCGGAAGGUACAGAUGAAGCGACACAGACGUGUGAAGCGUGCACUUGCAGCGCCGCCGCCGGCGUCGUUGACGACAGAGGCCGAUCCAGCACCGGGGUUUCAGCAAAGCCUCGCAAGUCUUCCGCCGAAGCCCACUACCUCCACCGCGAAGAACUGCGAAACCUCCCCGGCUACCCAAUCUCCGGCCUGGUCAACCCCGAGUCCGCAGGCGCAACGGCCGCACUCCUCGCGUACGCCUCGGCGAAGCCCGUAGCGAUAUGGCAUCCGAACCCGAACUCCACAGCCGGAGCCGCGGCAUCGCUCGCGCACGCGAACCGGGAGUCCGGUGGCUCGCGGCCUUCUCCCAAGGCCGAGCCCGUCACCUCCGACGGGUCGACGCCGAACUGGCCGCUGCGCGGGGCACUGGGGGCGAUCCGGGGCGGGCGGCGACGAGCCGAAUCCUCGCCCGCUGUGUGCAGCGGUAUCGGCGGGGAUGUGCUCGGCGCCGCGACUGUUGCGCAUACCCAUGCUGCAACGGGAAGACGCCGCGACUCCGGGUUCGGAACGACGUCCGACGGCGAGAUCACCGCUGCGGAAAAACUCAAGGCCGAUAUCCGCAACGCCGCGGUGCUAUCCAUGGCUAAUGAGCGGCUGAAGCGCGAGGAGCUGGCGGAUACGCCGCCGCCGCUGCCGCCGUCCAGCAGUCGCCCCGUGCGCCGAGCGCCAUACCCCAAUCUUGAGGAAGCGGCGCGGCGCCAGGCGGAGCAGCGGCUCGCAAACAUCGGCUACGUUCCUCGGACUCCCGGCCGGAGCGCAUCCCUCAGCUCGGCCAGUAGAGUGAUGGUGCGAGACCGCGACCGGAACCGGAAUCGGAAUCAAGUUCCGGUUUCGGAUCAGGAUGUCGAGCGCGCGGAAAAACAGAAGCGCGGUCACGAUGCGUUGCUGCUCAUGACCGCUGCAAAGAAGAAUGUGCAGGCGCGUCUGUCACUGCAGGACCGGCAGAUCGCGGAACGGAAGGGGAUCGUGUGCAGCGAUGAGUGGGCUUCGCGGGCGACGGAGAUCGCGCAGCGCAGAUUGGAGCAGCCGAGGCGGCCGCCUGGACAGGUGGAUAUCGGAGGAGGCGCGUAUAUGGACAAGGAGGAGCUGGAGAGGAUUGCGGAGAGGAAUGUUCGCCCCGUCAUCGAGGAUUUAAAUGAAAGGGCCGGUGAACAUCGCCAGUUGAAGCAGGAGAAGAAGGAGGCGAAGGCGCAGGAUAGAGCGAGGAAGAUGAGUCGGGUCAAAGACACGAAGAUCUUUGGCGGUGGUAAACACCGGCAUGGCGAUGAAAAUACCAUUUCAGAAGUUAGAAGGACGGAUACCACCCACCGUGCGUCAUUGGAGCACAGCCAGAGAGGAGACACGACAGUCAUACCAGACCGUACAGUAGGAGCGCUUCCCAUGCCUCCAGUCCCCGAGAAAAUAUCUACAUUCAACAAGGUCCGUGCUCGGAUCCUUCGCAAGACUCGCGGCGGCAAACCAACAAACACGGCCAGUUCGGACUCUGAAUAUGCCCGCCCGUUCUUAGCACCUGCAUCAAAUGUCGCAGCUACCGACAACCGUCGGGAUCUCACCACAGCUGGUAUAAACCAGACCGCAGAUCGUACAAGCAUCAUCACCGUCGAUUCGGAACCUGACCGGCCACUGACAGCACCAGCGGCGGUGUCUCAGUCCGCAAAACCACUAGGGACUCCGGUAACCGCCCCAAACCGCGAGUACAUAUCCGCCUUCCCAACCGCCACAACCGCCUCCGCCAUACCGGCACCAGAAACCGAGGAGGAACGGCGUCCAGCGACACCUCCCCAGAGUCCCCGUACCGUGAAAGAGCCCGCCAACGAAUCAUGGGUUGCACGUUUGUUUAGCAAACGUAGCAGUGCGAAUCCGAACCCGGAGCCGGCAACUGAGCCACUCGAGCCCAAUGUUCCGAGCCCAGAGCCAGUCCCAGCCCCGAAACAUACGCAGGGGCACAAACAUCGCGCCAGCAUCGGGAGCGUCUUUUUUGAUCGCAUCCGUCCAAGUAGGGGCGCAGAGCACGCUGAACGGCCAGUACUGGAAGAGAGGGAGACGGAGGGAUUCGUUGUCGACCGCAGUAAUGCCACGGGUCCUACUCAGGUACCGGCUGCGACGGCGACUACAAUGGCUACGGCAGAUGUUCCAAACCGUACCGAAACGAUGGAGACAGCAAUCGCCCCAACUCCCACAGUAACGAUGGAGACAGCAACAACUACCCCGACUCAUACAGCAACGCCGGAGACAGCAACCGCCCCAACUCGUACCACGACAGAGACAGCAAUGAUUUCGGACGACGACGCCGACUCGCACGAAGUCUACGCGGACGCGCCCACCACGCCCGCCGCCUCGAUGCAUUCCGAGAUCAUCGCGCAGACCGUCACUGAUACGAUCAUCACAAAGGAAACGGUCGCGGUACCUAUCGGCUCAAACGCCGACAUGGAGGCGCCGGCAACGCCAGUGUUCAAGUCAACGACGAUGGAAACUUCGUCGUCCGUUAGGGACGCUGAGGGGAAUACGCUAAGUGAGGUUAGGAAUACUCCUGUGGUCCUGAAUGUAGAGAAUUCGAGGGAGAUGAGGGGGAUUUGGGAGGUGGAGGGUGAGGCCAGUGGGAUGAGGGAGAGUCGGUUUCGCGAGGAGCUGUGAGCUCGGGCGUGUAAAUGAGAGCUAUCGGAUGAUUCCUGUGUGAUUACGUGUGGAUGUGUUUAUAUUUUGAUUGUGUUGUUGUCUCGUGCUUUGAUGAACAAUGUACAAAAUGUAGUAAUAUAGAGUCAAUAUAAAAGCAGUAAUAUAGAGUCAAUA
This is a messenger RNA of Tricharina praecox, 3292 nucleotides long. RefSeq lists its product as uncharacterized. The coding region runs from base 305 to 3136 and encodes 943 amino acids. The transcript is spliced from 3 exons. The record is from RefSeq and is a predicted model, not a curated record. Lineage: Eukaryota; Fungi; Ascomycota; Pezizomycetes; Pezizales; Pyronemataceae. Gene Ontology annotation, biological process: eisosome assembly.